AUGGCGGAGCUGCCAGGCCGCACGUCCCCCGGCUUAGCUCCAGCUGCCGGCGGCGUCACUGUCACUGUCACUGUCACCCUCACCGUGACCCGCGGGCACCGAGCCACCGGCUGUGUCCCCCCCCCUGGGAGAGUCCUGCACCACCGCACACGCGAGAGGGGUGACCUGGGGGGAGAAGGGAAAUAUGAUCCAUGCCCACCCAUCCUGGGGCAGGCCAGGACCCUCUGUGGGUGGGUGGGGGGCAACCAAAUCCCUCGAAUCCCUCGUGCCCAUGGCUCCUGCCAGUCUGUGGGCAUAGGGGGGUGCCACAGCCCCCACACUGGGGUGACACCAGUGGGGUCCUUGAUACCCAUCUCUCUCUCUCCUUGGGGGCCAGUCCAAGGCUCGCGGCCGGGGAAGAACGUGCAGCUGACGGAGAACGAGAUCCGAGGGCUCUGCCUCAAGUCACGGGAGAUCUUCCUCAGCCAGCCCAUCCUCCUGGAGCUGGAAGCACCCCUCAAGAUCUGCGGUGACAUCCACGGGCAGUACUACGACCUGCUGAGGCUUUUUGAGUACGGGGGCUUCCCCCCUGAGAGCAACUACCUGUUCCUGGGCGACUACGUGGACCGGGGCAAGCAGUCCCUGGAGACCAUUUGUCUUCUCUUGGCCUACAAGAUCAAGUAUCCCGAGAACUUCUUCCUGCUGCGCGGCAACCACGAGUGCGCCAGCAUCAACCGCAUCUACGGCUUCUACGACGAGUGCAAGCGGCGAUACAACAUCAAGCUCUGGAAGACGUUCACCGACUGCUUCAACUGUUUGCCCAUCGCCGCUAUCGUGGAUGAGAAGAUCUUCUGCUGCCAUGGAGGGCUGUCUCCCGACCUGCAGUCGAUGGAGCAGAUCCGGCGGAUCAUGCGCCCCACGGACGUGCCGGAUCAGGGCCUGCUCUGCGACCUGCUCUGGUCCGACCCCGACAAGGACGUGCAGGGAUGGGGGGAGAACGACCGCGGCGUCUCCUUCACCUUCGGGGCCGAGGUGGUGGCCAAGUUCCUGCACAAGCACGACCUGGAUCUCAUCUGCCGGGCGCACCAGGUAGUGGAAGAUGGCUACGAGUUCUUCGCCAAGCGCCAGCUCGUCACCCUUUUCUCGGCGCCUAAUUACUGCGGGGAGUUCGACAACGCGGGCGCCAUGAUGAGCGUGGACGAAACGCUCAUGUGUUCAUUUCAGGGUGGGGGGGCACCCCUGCGGUGA
This is a messenger RNA of Calidris pugnax (ruff), 1227 nucleotides long. It is a transcript of the gene PPP1CA, whose product is annotated as protein phosphatase 1, catalytic subunit, alpha isozyme. Bases 1 to 1227 code for a protein of 408 amino acids. The record is from RefSeq and is a predicted model, not a curated record. Gene Ontology annotation, cellular component: cytoplasm; nucleus. NCBI's taxonomy places the organism in Eukaryota, Metazoa, Chordata, Aves, Charadriiformes, Scolopacidae. Gene Ontology annotation, molecular function: protein serine/threonine phosphatase activity. The transcript has 7 exons.